Macroventuria anomochaeta is the source of this 1680-nucleotide messenger RNA. Its product is annotated as septum-promoting GTP-binding protein 1. NCBI's taxonomy places the organism in Eukaryota, Fungi, Ascomycota, Dothideomycetes, Pleosporales, Didymellaceae. The record is from RefSeq and is a predicted model, not a curated record. The coding region runs from base 270 to 1280 and encodes 336 amino acids. Gene Ontology annotation, molecular function: GTPase activity; GTP binding. Gene Ontology annotation, biological process: regulation of exit from mitosis. Gene Ontology annotation, cellular component: spindle pole body. The transcript is spliced from 4 exons.
GCAGAGCCUCCUAUCCUGCCGGUCUGCUGCACGGUCUCCCUCGCGUCCCCGUACGAGUCGCGCGCAAACAAGGAACGACAACAUCCGCAUACAUAAUAAUACCACCGCGACGCGUGCAGCGUGUCACCUCCCCCCCCCUUCACGUAGACGCGGGGCUGAUUCGCUCAGCGCGCACCACCGCCCUCGCCCUAUUCGCCCAGCUUGAAACAUCCCAGUCGGCUCGAGUCAACCACACAAACACCCACCCCCCAACACGCAUCACUGUCGCCAUGGACAUCCCACCCGAACAGCAAGUCGCCGCCGAGGGCCAAGAGGUCCAGAAGCACAGCGAGCAGACCAUGGACGUCGACAGCAGCAACAACACCAUCACCGCCAACCCCGUCUCACCGCCGCCGCAGUUCCACCCUAGCAACCAGAGCAACAACGGCUACACUCCCGAACCGCCGCGCCCCUCUACUUCCUACUCAGACACCGGAUAUCAGUACCCGCACAAUGGCUCGCGCUUCAACUCGUCAGACGCAGACACCCCGCCGCGGCACGGCUACUACGACAACAGCAAGGAGACACACAUGGGCCAGUCGCACUCGCGGCCAAGCUCGCAGAUGGGCCGCUACUCGACCUCAGAGGCCGGUGGACGGUCCAACUCAUACCAAGAGCAGAACUCACGGAGUGCGCAGCCGCAGCAAGAGCCAGCCAAGAACUCCAGUGUUGUGAUCAAGGUGGGCAUGGUUGGGGACGCGCAGAUCGGCAAGACCAGCCUGAUGGUCAAGUACGUCGAGGGCAGCUGGGACGAAGACUACAUUCAGACAUUAGGUGUCAACUUCAUGGAAAAGACCAUCUCGAUCAGGAACACAGAAAUCACCUUCUCCAUCUGGGAUUUGGGAGGCCAGCGCGAGUUCGUCAACAUGUUGCCCCUUGUGUGUAACGACGCUGUCGCCAUACUCUUCAUGUUUGACUUGACCCGCAAGAGCACACUCAACUCCAUUAAGGAAUGGUACAGGCAGGGGCGAGGCUUCAACAAGACUGCUAUCCCUUUCCUGGUUGGCACGAAGUAUGACCACUUUGUCAACUUCCCGCGCGAGGAGCAGGAGGAGAUCUCAAACCAGGCCAAGCGCUUCGCACGGGCAAUGAAGGCCAGUCUCAUUUUCAGCAGCACAAGUCACAGCAUCAACGUGCAGAAGAUCUUCAAGAUCGUUCUGUCCAAGGCUUUCGACCUCAAGUGCACGAUUCCCGAGAUAGAGAACAUCGGAGAGCCUCUUCUCCUCUACCAGGCCGUCUAGUCGCCGGAACGGAGUGUAUCGCCAGAACGGAGAGUACGACCAAGGCUUGAGAUAGACUGCACCAUGGGCAGAUCUAGAAGGAUGGUGAGACCUCAAAGAAGCGCCAACGAAGAGGACCGUUUCCCUCAAGAGCACCGCUUUCCUUAUCGGAAUUUCUCCAUGAGCGAACGAUUUUGAUGAUUUUCUUGCGUGGGACUGCAUAACACGGCGACUGGAGCAACGUGCUAAUUGCAAUGCUGGGGUUACAAAACGGCGUUCUACAGGCCUGGAUUGAAUAUUCGAUUCAGCGGGAGGGGUCUGGAACCAUUGACAAACGGGAGCGUAGAGAGCUCCUUGUACCGCACCGCACGCUGCGGUUGCUUUUGUGCUGGCGCAUGGGAUAUCUAGCAUUGGUAACAAC